AUGUAUUGGUUUGAUCAUAUCCAUCUUCCUCUGAGAUCGGUAACGUUCAGCAAACGCCGUCUAGGGCUUUUCAAGAAAGCCGCCGAACUCUCCGCCAUCUCCGGUGCUCAAAUCGCGGUUUUAGCGACUCCUCCUUCCGGAAACCCCAACGCCGUCUACUCUGGUCCCUUCGGUCACUCCUACACUGACGCCGUCGUCGACGCCUUCCUCAGCGGCCGUAUUCCGACAGCGCAUAAUUUCUUGCCGGACAAGAAUCUUGGGUCUGGGUUUUUGUCGGAGAACUGCGAUGACGAACUCGGAAUCCUCAUCGAGAAACUAAUAAGCGAUCUCAAGAACAGUCCUGGGUCUGGGUUUUUGUCGGAGAACUGCGAUGACGACCUCUUAAUUCUCAUCGAGAAACUAAGCGAUCUGAAGAACAAUCCUGGGUCUAGGUUUUUGUCGGAGAACUGCGAUGAUCCUGACGAACUCAGAAUUCAAAUCGAGAAACUAAGCGAUCUGAAGGACUGUGUGGGUAUAAUUCAGCGGAAGAGAGAGGAACAGAUCGUUUCUUGCGGACAUAAUCUUGACAAAGACAGCAACGCAAAGUCUGCGCAGUUCGAAGGGCUCUGCGAUCUCCAAGACAGAGACAAACUUCCUCCUCUGCAAUUUCCUGAAGGAUUCAACCAAUUGGAUCCGGAUCUCAUGAGCAUCGACGAAUAUUUGUCGGGAAACCGCAGUUUGUUCGAGGACUGGGGCCUUGGAACCGAUGCCCAGGAUGAAAGUUUCGAUGGUCUUGAUAUAACAGGGGAGUGGAUCAAAUUCGGCGAACAAGAUGAAGACAACAAUGGCGAUAAUGGGUUCGGCAUCGACUGGAAUAAUCCGACAAUGGACGACGUCUCUUACUUCGACUCCGGACAUCCGCUGGCCGAAUCUCUACACUGGUAG
Molecule: messenger RNA, 924 nt
Organism: Tarenaya hassleriana
Lineage: Eukaryota; Viridiplantae; Streptophyta; Magnoliopsida; Brassicales; Cleomaceae
Exons: 2
Coding region: 1-924 (307 amino acids)
Biological process (GO): positive regulation of transcription by RNA polymerase II
Molecular function (GO): cis-regulatory region sequence-specific DNA binding; protein dimerization activity; DNA-binding transcription factor activity, RNA polymerase II-specific
Source: RefSeq, a predicted model, not a curated record